Molecule: messenger RNA, 1770 nt
Organism: Penicilliopsis zonata CBS 506.65
Lineage: Eukaryota; Fungi; Ascomycota; Eurotiomycetes; Eurotiales; Aspergillaceae
Exons: 5
Coding region: 1-1770 (589 amino acids)
Biological process (GO): regulation of mRNA processing; spliceosomal complex assembly; protein phosphorylation
Molecular function (GO): protein kinase activity; ATP binding
Source: RefSeq, a predicted model, not a curated record
AUGGACGCGGGUGACAUCAAAAAAGCCGUACUCAACAAGGGAAAACAGAUGACCAGCAUCGCUGCAGCAGCUGCCAAUGGCAACAACGGCAAGAAGAGGAGGAAGGGCACGGAUCUGAAGCCUAUCAUGACUAACGAAGGGCCGAUUUCUAUCGACUCCAUUGCCGUCAACGCAAACGCAGAAGGUGCUACGUUAUCGCGCUCAUCGUCGUCCUCGUCGGGCGAGGAAGUGGAGACCACUGCGGACGAAGAAGAUUCGGAAGAUUAUUGUAAGGGUGGUUACCACCCAGUCACGGUCGGGGAAACCUACAACAACGGCCGGUAUGUAGUCGUGCGUAAGCUCGGCUGGGGUCAUUUCUCGACGGUCUGGCUGUCGCGCGAUACGACAACCGGCAAACAUGUCGCCCUCAAGGUCGUGCGCUCCGCCGCCCACUACACCGAGACCGCGAUCGACGAGAUCAAGUUGCUUAACCGCAUCGUACUGGCCAAGCCGGAACACCCGGGCCGAAAACAUGUUGUUAGCUUGUUGGAUUCGUUCGAGCACAAAGGCCCGAACGGAGUGCAUGUCUGUAUGGUCUUCGAAGUGCUAGGUGAGAAUCUGCUGGGCUUGAUCAAGCGCUGGAACCACCGCGGCAUCCCCAUGCCCCUGGUCAAGCAGAUUACCAAGCAGGUCUUGCUAGGACUGGACUACCUGCACCGCGAAUGCGGCAUUAUCCACACAGAUCUCAAGCCGGAAAACGUCUUGAUUGAGAUCGGGGACGUCGAGCAGAUUGUUCAAACCUACGUUCAAGGCGAAGAGCAGAAGAAGGAAAAGGAAGACAACCGCAAUGGGCGCCGGCGACGACGGACACUUAUCACCGGCAGCCAGCCGUUGCCCAGUCCCCUUAACGCCAGCUUUAGCCAUCUCGAUUUUAAACACGCCUCGCAAAAUUCGCAUAGCAGUCUGAGUCAGAUGGUUUCCGAUUCCUCCCCAACAAAAGAAACCUUCUCGAUGAAAGAGCAACUGGGUAUCAAGGAGGAGGAUGAGAAACAGAAGCAACGGGAGAAGACCACUGACUUAUUAGAGCGAGAGGUCUCGGGCAUCUCACUUAACAAGAGCUCCAAAACUCCCAGCGAGGAACUGGAUUGCGAUAUUAUCUCCGUCAAAAUCGCCGAUCUCGGCAAUGCUUGUUGGGUCGGUCACCAUUUCACCAAUGACAUCCAAACAAGGCAGUAUCGCUCGCCUGAAGUCAUCCUGGGUGCCAAAUGGGGUGCUAGCACAGAUAUCUGGAGCAUGGCUUGCAUGGUAUACAUUUUUGCCCUUAUCCUUGCCCGAUUUGAAAAAAAGAGAGCCGUCUUUGAGUUGAUUACAGGAGACUACCUCUUCGAUCCCCAAUCUGGCACCAAGUACGGGAAAGACGACGACCAUAUCGCCCAAAUCAUCGAGUUACUGGGUCCCUUCCCUAAAACACUUUGUCUUUCUGGCAAGUGGUCCCAAGAGAUCUUCAACCGCAAGGGAGAGCUACGCAACAUCCACCGACUGCGUCACUGGGCUCUGCCCGAUGUCCUCCGCGAGAAGUAUCACUUCACAGUGGAGGAGAGCCGGCGCAUCAGCGCCUUCCUCCUCCCCAUGCUGGAGUUGCUCCCUGAACGGCGAGCCAACGCCGGUGGAAUGGCUUCCCACGAGUGGACGAAGGAUACGCCGGGCAUGGAAGGUAUUGACUUGGGGAUUGAGCCUGGGACUCGCGGGGAGACAAUCGAUGGGUGGGCCUCUGAGGUCAAAAGGCGAUGA